AUGGCUUUCCCCCGCCCACCCAUCACAUAUGCGCGUAGAAAGUCUCUGCGUGCACCUUCGUCUAAUACCCUGCCCAGUCUGACUGGCAUUUCGUCUUCUCCGCUCGAGGAUCUUUCGCCGAGCAGGCAUGAUGUGACACUCUCCGAAAUGUCGCGGCGUAUGAAGAAAAGAUCUCGGCAGGUCACCUCAGCAAAGCAGUCAGCGGUAGAUCUAGACCUCACUGAACGUCUCGCCAAGAAAUUGAGGCGUCCUUCGCAAUCUAGCCUCUAUGAUGGCGUCGAGGAUGCACUCGCUUUCACCGUGCCCAGUACGCCCGUUAACCAGCAUGAUCGCAGCCUCCCUCUCGACACUCAGCGCAUUUAUGACUCUCUAUUUGAGACCCCGUACCAACUGCGGCCCUCCGACGAAUCCCUGAUCAAAUCCUAUGUUGAACCCCUCGCUUCUGCAGACUCGCUGUCUCCGACCCCUGUUGCUCGCCAUAUGCUCUCUCGUACCAGCUCUCGUAACCUGAAAGAGAACUCUAAUCGCUUGGCUCGUCAGAGGCUUGCUUCCCCCUUCACCAGUCGUCCAGUCUCCCGUAACUCAUCUCCUCACAAGACGGUCAAAACACCAGGAAGAAGACCACUGCACACCAAGUCUCGCACGCUCUCUAGCAGCUUCGUUAACAAGCCUGUGAAGUCAGCUAGUGUGCACAAAUCGAAUGACUUUGAAAAAGACGAUGCAGGCUACGACAGUAUUUUUUCCUCGACUGCUCCCGGGUCUGCACUCAGUUCCUCGGCGCACAGCCGUACUGGAUCUAUUCCUGCAAUGCCGUCAAAUCUCUUUGAUCACAUUUCUCCGCAGGAAUGGCUUGUGCCUGCUAAAGCGCUCUCUAGGUCACCGCCAUCUCUCGAGGAUAUGGAGCUGGACGAUUGGACAGUGAAGCAUACUUCCUUUUACCUUGAUACUCCUAUAAAAAUAUCUACUCCUCCCCGCCGGCGCCGCACGACUAUAACUCUCCAUAACCACCGUACUUCUGCGUCGCUAGGAAAAUCUCAAUCCCGGACAGAAUCUAUGGACCUGACAGAUGUAGUUACCGCCACUGAGGACGAAAUUGCCCGAGGCAACGUCAGCGCGCAACCAGUACCAGAGCCUAUUCAACCUCGCAGACGCCGACGAACCGUCGUGCACAUGUCCAGCGAUAGCAUUUUUUCCUCUGCGCUCGACUUCUCGGCAUACAUGACGGAAUUCUCUCCUACCAAGGUCCAUGGAUCUGCGUCCCCUCGGCAUUCUGCGUCUUCAUCCGGCGAGCAUGCUGCCGGAACUGCUGGUGGUCCUGCGGCACCUUUGUCUCUCGAUCCUGCCUUCUCCCCGGACUUGGCGCCUUUGCAAGAUUCUCAGGAACCUCAUGCUUCGCCUAAGACUCCAGCUGGAUCAGCACAUGUGUCUCGCACUAUGCCUUUCUCGCCUGAAGCUAGCCGCCCUGGCCCAAGCCAGCGGGCCCUUCCCUUACAGACUCCCGGGAGGCGUGAACUAGACCACAUGUUUAGGACUCUUGACCUCAGUGAACCAUGCGCCCAUGAUUCAGUGGGAGGCGGCGGCUCUGAAGGAGGCUUUGAGAAGACCAUCCGGUCUGAACAGCUGCCAAGAAGUUCUCGUGCAUCGGCGGAACCUUACGAUCUCCCCGAACCCGAAUCUGAUAUCAACCUUGUUGGGGAUCCAGCUUCAGACAGCCGCGUGGGGAACGGAGAACGUGUCGCCUUACGAGCUCAUGGUCGAAAACGUGGGGACACUAUCCGUGCGUCGGACUAUGCCCGUCCUGCCCGUCCUUCCCUGCCGCAUGAGAGCGCAUCCGCCGCGCGGUCUUCUAACCCCCGGAUGGAGACGAAGAAAACUGUUGCGGCGUCUGGGACCCGCCGAACGAGAUCUGGGACCGUGACGCUGGCAAAGCCGCAGACCAAUGGCAGAGCUCAAGCGACACGACGGGCGGCAAACCUCCCGACGAUCAAGAUGCGUGUCAACGACAAGCCAUUGUCUCCGCAGGCCAGUGAUGAUGAAGAUGACGAGUUAUUACUCACGCGUGGCGUGAGCAUGCAGGAUGGUUGA
Messenger RNA from Phanerochaete carnosa HHB-10118-sp, 2085 nucleotides. RefSeq lists its product as uncharacterized. The record is from RefSeq and is a predicted model, not a curated record. Lineage: Eukaryota; Fungi; Basidiomycota; Agaricomycetes; Polyporales; Phanerochaetaceae. The transcript is spliced from 2 exons. The coding region runs from base 1 to 2085 and encodes 694 amino acids.